AGUGACACGGUUGCUGUUAAACUUGAACUCAUAAUCGACAGGUCAUCUUCUGUGCAACGUGAAUAUCAUAUUUUGAAACAACUCGAAGGUGGAGUUGGAAUUCCCUGUGCCCUUUGGUUCGGCAGAGAGUCAACAUAUCACGCUUUAGUUCUUGACCUCCUUGGGUCAUCGCUACAUGAUCUUUUCCUUACACAUAAUCGCAAAUUCGCCCUUCACACUGUCGUCAACUUAGUGGACCAGCUGGUCAGUCAGUUUGUAGUAGGGGCACUGUAG
This is a messenger RNA of Suillus paluster, 273 nucleotides long. RefSeq lists its product as uncharacterized. The record is from RefSeq and is a predicted model, not a curated record. The annotation marks the transcript as partial. NCBI's taxonomy places the organism in Eukaryota, Fungi, Basidiomycota, Agaricomycetes, Boletales, Suillaceae. The transcript has a single exon.